AUGACGUCGUCCAACGACACAAGCACCGAGGCGCAGAAGCCCAAGAAGCAGCUUCUCCUAAAUGCCUUCGUGAUGACAACCCCGGGGCACCUGUCGCCGGGACUGUGGCAUCACCCACGCAAUAAGACUGACGAUUACAACAAGCUCAAAUUCUGGACGUCGCUAGCACAGCUUUUGGAUGAAGGCGGAUUCCACGCUAUGUUCAUCGCGGACACGUUAGGAGCUUACGAUGUGUACAAGGGACCGGCAAACGUCGAACCCGUGCUCAACUCAGGCGCGCAGUUCCCCGUCAACGACCCGCUAUACACGGUGCCGGCCAUGGCAGCGGCGACUAAAAAUCUGAUCUUCGGAGUUACUGCCUCGACGACUUACGACGCGCCGUAUGCUCUUGCGAGGCGAUUCUCUACUGUGGACCAUCUAGCUGAAGGGCGGGUGGCGUGGAAUAUUGUCACGUCGUACCUUGAAAGCGCGGCCAGAAACUUCGGCUUGGAAACCCAGAUCGAGCAUGAUGAGCGUUACCGAAUUGCGGACGAGUAUAUGGAUGUAGUUUACAAGCUAUGGGAAAGCAGUUGGAGGGACGAUGCCGUGGUCCGAGACCGCGAGAAGGGCCAAUUCGCAGUAGCCGGGCGAGUGCGUCCAAUCGGCCAUCAGGGGAAGUACUUCAAAGUGCCGGGUCCCCACAUUUCGGAGCCGUCUCCUCAGCGAACGCCAUUCUUGUUUCAGGCAGGCACGUCCAAGGCCGGAACCGAAUUCGGCGCGAAGCACGCUGAAGCUGUUUUCAUGGGAGGCCAACUGCCGGAGCUAGUCCGGAAGUCAGUUGAUGCGCUUCGGUCAACAGCCAAGCAAUUUGGUAGGGAUCCGAGCCACAUCAAAGUCUUCACGGGGGUCACGAUAAUCGUAGAUGAGACGGACGAGAAAGCGCAGGCUAAGUACAAGGAAUUGCUCUCGUACGGAGAUCGAGAAGGCGCGCUUGCGCUGUUUGGCGGUUGGACGGGGAAUGACCUCUCGUCGUUCUCGGAUGACGAGGAUCUGAUCCUGGUCGAUAAACCCGCGAUCCGAUCUCUAAUCCACCGUUGGUCGAGCACGGUCCCCGGCACAGAAGGAUUGAAGUGGACGAAGGCUCGAAUUGUCGAGUUCUUAUCGAUAGGUGGCAUGAUGCCUAAGAUUAUCGGCAGUCCCAAGACGGUUGUCGACGAACUCGAGAGAUGGGCCGAGGAGGCAGACGUCGACGGCUUCAACCUCGCGCAUGUAGUUAACCCUGGCUCCUUCGAGGAUAUUAUCGAGUUUGUGAUCCCCGAAUUACGAAGGAGGGGAUUGCUUGGAACCGAGGCUGAGCGAGAAGGAGCUACGGCACGGGAAGUCUUCCUCGGACAGCCGCAUCUUCUAAGCGACCACCCGGGUCACUCAUAUAAAUGGCCGAUAUCUUAA
This is a messenger RNA of Annulohypoxylon truncatum, 1428 nucleotides long. RefSeq names its product Nitrilotriacetate monooxygenase component A/pristinamycin IIA synthase subunit A. Gene Ontology annotation, molecular function: monooxygenase activity; oxidoreductase activity, acting on paired donors, with incorporation or reduction of molecular oxygen. NCBI's taxonomy places the organism in Eukaryota, Fungi, Ascomycota, Sordariomycetes, Xylariales, Hypoxylaceae. The transcript has 3 exons. Bases 1 to 1428 code for a protein of 475 amino acids. The record is from RefSeq and is a predicted model, not a curated record.